UUCUGUCAAACAUGGCUGUGCUCUGGAAGAAGGAAAAAUGCUGAAUUGUGUUGGUAUAUCUCUGGAAAAGCAGCAGACAUGGCUAGAUUGGCUGACUAUUUUAUUGUCGUGGGAUACGACCAGGAGAAAGCCGGUUCAGGAGAAGGAUGUGGAAAGAUCAUUCAGCGGUUCCCCAAGAAAGACUGGGAAGGAACAGCCUUUCCACAGGGCGUGGAGAUGUUCUGCCAGCCUGGAGGUUGGAGGCUGUCCAGGGACAGGAAGACACCCACCUUCUUUACUGUGGUGCUGACUGACAUCGACUCAGACCGACACUACUGCUCAUGUCUCACUUUCCACGAGGCCGAGGUCAAUCUGCAGGGAUCAAAGAAUAUCGAGGCUGACGGAGAUGAAGACGAGGAGGAAGAGGAGGACGGCCUGAUCCAGCCAGCUCAAGUGUUUGCACCUAAAAGUCUAAUUCUCGUGUCCAGGCUGGAUCAUCCUGAAAUAUUCCGGGGGUGCUUGGGUCUGAUCUACACCGUGUACAUCGACAGCCUGAAUUUCCCUUUAGAGGGCCUGGUGGCCAAUCUCUUCACGUUCCUGGUUCCUGUAGCUGGAGGUUCUCAGAAACUGUUCAGCCUGGGAGCGGGAGACCGGCAGCUCAUCCAGACGCCUCUGAACGACACUCUGCCCGUCACUUGUAAGAGCGUCGCUCUGCUCUUCCAGCAGCUGGGAAUCCAAAACGUCCUGAGCCUGUUCUGUGCAGUUCUGACAGAGCAUAAGGUUUUGUUCCACUCGACGAGCUACCAGCGGCUCGGAGAGGCAUGCCGAGCAUUAGAAGCCCUCAUGUUUCCCCUGAAGUACAGCUACCCGUACAUCCCCAUCCUGCCUUCCCGGCUGCUGGAGGUGUUGAGCUCUCCCACGCCCUUCAUCAUCGGCGUCCACUCCAUGUUUCAGAGUGAAACUCAGGACCUGUUGGAUGUGAUCAUUGCCGACCUCGAUGGAGGAACAAUAAAGAUUCCUGAGUGCAUCCACCUGUCCUUGCUCCCUGAACCUCUGCUAAGCCAAACACAGACAACCUUGUCUCUGGUUUUGCAUCCUGACUUGGAAAUAGCUGACAAUGCUUUUCCUCCACCUCGCACUGCCCCCUCCAACCUUAAGCUUUUGGAUAAGGAAGUGAGAGCCGUCUUCCUCAGGCUGUUUGCACAACUCUUCCAGGGCUACAGGUCUUGCCUGCAGCUCAUCCGCAUCCAUUCCGAACCCGUUAUUCACUUUCACAAGACUGCCUUCCUGGGCCAGCGAGGCCUCAUUGAGAACGAUUUCCUGACCAAGGUUUUGGAUGGCAUGGCCUUUGCUGGCUUCGUCUCAGAGAGAGGUCCGCCGUACCGAGCCUGCGAUCUCUUUGAUGAGCUGGUGGCCUUAGACUUUGAGAGCUUUAAGGAAGAGGAGCUUAACCCUGCCAAGCUGCAGAAGCACAUCAGGGAGCUCUCCGAGCAGCUAUACAGAAAUGAAAACCCAAACCCUCACAUGGCAUUCCAGAAAGUGCCUCGGCCAUCCGAGGGAUCCCACCUGCGUGUGCACCAGGUACCAUUCCCCCUGCUGGAUGACGAAAAGGUGGAGAGGAUAUUGCAGGAGAGUGUGGGAAAACACAGCAACGCACCUUCCUCUACAAGGCCUGAGAAGAAGUGUGUUGUACCUGCGGGACCACCUGUCGCUUCCAUUAUGGGUAAGAGCGGCUCGGUGUUCAACAGCGCUCGCAGGCUGGAGGUGGUGCGAAGCUGCAUUUCCUUCAUCUUUGACAACAAGACCCUGGAGACUGAAAAGAUGCUGCCAGCUGCACUACGAGCACUGAAAGGCAAGGCGGCGCGUCAGUGUCUGACAGAGGAGCUGAGUCUUCAUGUUCAGCAGAAUCGUGCGAUUUUGGACCACCAGCAGUUUGACUACACCGUCCGGAUGAUGAACUGUGCCCUGCAGGACUGCUCCAGUUCGGAGGAGUACACGGUAGCCGCUGCGCUGCUGCCCCUCUCCACGGCCUUUUACAGGAAACUGGCUCCGGGGGUGAACCAGUUUGCCUACAGCUGCAUCCAGGACCAUCCCAUCUGGACCAACCAGCAGUUCUGGGAAGCUACUUUCUACAGUGAAGUUCAGAGUCAAAUCCGAGCCCUUUAUCUGAACACCCCGGGUGACAAGAGCAGCAUCACCGCCAGGCUAAAGGACGCCGGAGUCCCCGCGGCGGGCAGAGAUGAGGAUCAGACAGCCAUGGACUUGGCGGCGGAGCAGCUGCGUUCGUGGCCCGGCCUGGGCAAAGAGAAGCAGCAGGAGCUGGUGAAGAACGAGGAGAGCACGGUGUUCAGCCAGGCCAUCCACUACGCCAGCCUCAUGGUUUACCUGCUGGUGCCUUUGGAUACCAGCAAAAACAAGCUGCUGCGCAGCACCCCCGCCGCCGACUGGGAGAGCGGCAGCAACAGCAUCGUAACCAACAGCAUCGCUGGCAGCGUGGCGGAGAGCUUCGACACAGAAAGCGGGUUCGAGGACUCGGAGAGCAGCGACGUGGCCAACUCUGUGGUCAGGUUCGUGGCUCGCUUCAUCGACAAGGUGUGCACGGAGAGCGGAGUCACCCAGGAGCACAUCAAGAGCCUGCAUAGCAUGAUCCCAGGCAUCGUAGCGAUGCAGAUGGAGGCUCUGGAGGCCGUUCACAGGGAGAGCAGGAGGUUACCGCCCAUCCAGAAGCCGAAGAUCCUGCGUCCAGCGAUGCUCCCCGGAGAAGAGUUGGUGUCGGAGGGGCUGCGGGUGCUUCUGGAUCCCGACGGCAGGGAGGAGGCCACUGGGGGGCUCCUGGGGGGCCCGCACAUCCUCCCAGCAGAGGGAGCCCUCUUCCUCACCACAUAUCGCAUCAUCUUUAAAGGCAUCCCCCACGACCCGCUCGUGGGCGAACAGGCCGUGAUCAGAGCUUUUCCCGUCUCCACUCUGACCAAAGAGAAGAAGAUCAGCAUCCAGAACCAGCUGCAGCAGAACAUGCAGGAAAGCCUGCAGCUGCGCUCUGCCUCAUUUCAGCUGAUCAAAGUGGCUUUUGAUGAGGAGGUGAGCUCGGAGAUGGUGGAGAUCUUCAGAAAGCACCUCCAGAGGAUCCGCUACCCGCAGUCCAUCUACAGUUCCUUCGCCUUCGCCGCGGGACAGACGACACCUCAGCUCAUCCUCCCGAAGCAAAAAGAACGAAACACUGGCUUCAGAACACUGUCGAAAACUAUUGUCAAAGGAGCAAAGCGAGCUGGAAAGAUCACAAUGGGCCGUGGCAGCCAGAGCUCACUGAAGAAGAGCGAGAGGAGCAGCAGAAUGACCUGGAAUGAGGAUGAUGACAUUUCAAUUUCAGACGACGGGGAUCCGCCCCCCAGCAGCACUCUGCGGGCGUCGGAGAAGUCCACCAUGGAGCAGUUGGUGGAGCAGUCAUGCUUCCGUGACUACCAGCGCUUGGGCCUUGGCACCAUCACCGCCAGCUCGUCGCGCUCCAAGUCGGGCGAGCAGUUCAGGAUCACAGCCGUGAACAGACUGUACUCGCUGUGCCGCAGCUACCCCGGCCUGCUGGUGGUCCCUCAGUCUGUGCAGGACAGCAGUUUGCACAAAGUAGCUCGCUGCUACAGACACAACCGCCUCCCUGCCGUGUGUUGGAAACAUCCCCGCACCAAAGCCGUCCUGCUGCGCUCCGGAGGCUUUCACGGCAAGAGCGUGGUGGGACUAUUUAAGUCGCAGAACCCGUCCUCCACAGCGCCCGCCUCGUCCUCUGAUUCGUCCAGCAGUCUUGAACAGGAGAAGUAUCUGCAAGCUAUCCUCGACUCCAUCCCCAUCUACUUCAAAAUGAACGGCAGCAACACCCUGUCGAACCGCUCCCUCAUAGGCCUCUCCCCAGGCAGCGAAAGGAGAACGUCCAGGAUACCAAAGAUGGCUCCUGUUCAUUUAGACCUCCCGUUUUCAAACAGCUUCACCAGAGGAGUGCUUGAGUACAGAGAUAAACUUUUCACUCACUCAAACCCAAAACCUGCCAUUAAGGAGCGAGUCCACAGUCCAGGCAUGUGGGCCAGCCUGCGCUCCAGCAGCAGCAGGCUCAGUCAGCACACGGGAGGCGACGUGGGUGCCAGGCUGGCAGGGAAAGAUCUGGCGCCUCCUGCAGGAAGCAACAGUCUGCAGGCCCAGCUCCUCAAGCAGCAGGCCGCGCUUUACGUCUUCGGAGAAAAAUCCCAUCUCAGGGGCCUAAGAGUGGACUCGUCUCUGAACUGUGAACUGGUGCCGGUGGACUUUGCAGACACGCGGCAGGUGAAGGCUGCUUUCAAAAAGCUGCUGAGGGCCUGCGCCCCCAGCGCCACCUCGUCCGACUCCGAGGACUCCUUCCUCAAAGCCCUGGAGGACUCUGAAUGGAUCCUACAGCUUCACAAGAUCCUGCAGCUGGCAUUGUUUCUGGUGGAGCUUCUGGACAGCGGCUCGUCUGUGCUUCUCAGCCUGGAGGACGGCUGGGACAUCACCACGCAAGUGGUGUCUUUGGUGCAGCUGCUGAGCGAUCCCUUCUACCGAACCCUGGAGGGUUUCCAGGUGCUGCUGGAGAAAGAGUGGCUUUCCUUCGGCCACAAGUUCAGCCAGCGGAGCAACCUGAGCCCCAGCAGCCAGGGCAGCGGCUUCACGCCCAUCUUCCUGCAGUUCCUGGACUGCGUGCACCAGAUAUUGGAGCAACAUCCUCUGGAGUUUGAGUUUAAUCAGUAUUAUCUGAGAUUCCUGGCCUAUCAUCACAUCUCUAAUCGCUUCAAGAACUUCCUGUUGGACUCAGACUACGAGCGCCUGGAACAUGGCUUGUUGUUCGAGGAUAAGGGCGAUAAGCAGACGCGGCGAGGCAUCUGUAUCUGGGAGUGCAUCAACAGGAUGCACCGGAGGAGUCCCGUCUUCUUCAACUACCUGUACAGCCCUUCAGAGAGCGACGUGAUCCUGAAGCCCGCCAUCAGCAUCCCCAGCCUGAUCAAGUGGGGCUUCUUCACCGACGAGACUCUGUCCACCGGGCCGUGCUACGACUGGAGGAUGAUGGCCGUCAGGCCGGACAGCUCCGAGGAGACUGACACCAUCUCCAGCAGCAAGCGGAGGAUCGUCUGGCCGUGCUACAGCAGCGUGAGCCGCGCCCAGCCGGACGCCAUCACCAAACUCCUCGCUGAUAUCGAGAAGUUGGAGGGCGAGCUGAACCAGGCCCCGGAGAAAUGGCACGCCACUCUGGAGAGAGUCCGAAUCAGCAUCCAGGAAGACCUCAAACAGGAAGGAAAUCUCCGGAAGCAGUCGCUGUCCAUCUCGGGCCUCAUUCCCACGUCCAGCCUGCAGGCCUUCCAGCGCCGCUCCAUGCUGCACCUGCCAGACAGCGCUCUGGGCGAGGACCGCGGCACCGCCACGGCCAACGGCAUCAACCGACGCGCCGCCACGCUUUACAACCAGUUCACCCCCAAGAGCGAGGAGAACAGGUCCUAUGAGGGGAUCCUGUAUAAACGCGGAGCGCUGCUGAAAGGCUGGAAGCCUCGCUGGUUCGUCCUGGACAUCACCAAGCACCAGCUGAGGUACUACGACACCGGAGAGGACACGAACUGCAGAGGACACAUCGACCUGGCCGAGGUGGAGUCCGUGAUGAUCGCCGCGCCCACAAUAGGAGCGCCCAAACACAUCAGCGAAAAGGCCUUCUUCGAUCUGAAGACCAGCAAGAGAGUGUAUAACUUCUGCGCCUCGGACGCUCCCAGCGCUCAGGUGUGGAUGGACAAGAUCCAGAACUGCAUCUCUGACGCCUGAAGACUCGCGCCUGUGGCCGGCGCCGCCGUGAGGAGACCGCUGUCUUAAACUUCGGGGACCACCGUGAAUAAAGUGCCUGGUAGCGGAAGACGGGCGCCGCUUGUUCGUCCGUCCAUCCGUCCGCCUCGUCGUCGUCCCCUCCGCCCCGCUGCUCGGCGGCCGGACUCUCCGGUCUCUGCCGUCCGGGGAGGCGAAGAUGAGCCGACGUCUGAGGGGACUGCACUACCGAGCGGGAGCUCAUCCCACUUAAAACUGUAAAUAAAUCGAAGCAAUAUCACUGGCCAUUAAAACUGUGGGUUCAAUUUUAGACGUGAAAAAAAAAAAAACAAAAAGAAAAAAAAAAUAUCUUGUCAGAGAAUUUCUAUCAGAUAUUUUACUACGAGGAAAGGUUAUUGCUGCUUACAGAGACAUAUGAACUGCCAAAAAAAAACACUCAGAGAUUUUAAUGCACAACAUGAAAA
Salarias fasciatus (jewelled blenny) is the source of this 6242-nucleotide messenger RNA. RefSeq names its product SET binding factor 2 (gene sbf2). The transcript is spliced from 42 exons. Gene Ontology annotation, cellular component: membrane; cytoplasm. Gene Ontology annotation, molecular function: guanyl-nucleotide exchange factor activity. The record is from RefSeq and is a predicted model, not a curated record. The coding region runs from base 79 to 5781 and encodes 1900 amino acids. NCBI's taxonomy places the organism in Eukaryota, Metazoa, Chordata, Actinopteri, Blenniiformes, Blenniidae.